AUGCCAUCCUUCAACAUGGAUGAGCAGGGAGUGGCGGCCGGCUGGCCGGCGGCCAGCAACCGGGGGCGAUGGGCGGCGGGGUGCGGCGGCGGGGUCGUCGAGCGGCGGCUGUCUAGGGGGCGGGGUGUGGUGGGCGGCCGGGGCACCGGGAGGCGGCCAGCGACCGAGGGCAGUGGACGGCCGACCAACGGAAGGCGGACGGCUGGCCAGCAGCCGGCAACCUGGGGUGACGGGCGGCGGGCGGCGGCGGUCGGGGUCAUCGGGCGGCAGCCGUCCUGGGGUGGGGGUGUGGCGGGCGGCCGGGGGCAUCGGGCCGGCGGCCAUCCGGGGGGCGGGGUGUGGCGGGCGGCCAGGGGCGCCGGGAGGUGGGUCGGCGACCGAGGGCGGCGGCCGGCGAGCCGGCGGAUGGCGGACGGCGGGCCAGCAGCCGGCAACCUGGGGCGACGGGCGUCGGGUGGCGGCGGUCAGGGUCGUCAGGCGGCGGCCGUCUGGGGACGGGGGUGUGGCGGGCGGCCGGGGGCGCCGGGUCGGCGGGAAGCGGACCGGCGUCCGGGGCCGGCGGAUGGCGGGCCGACGGACAGCGGAUGGCGGGCCGGCGGACAGCGUUCGGUGGCGACGGGCGGCGGGGUGCGGCGCCGGGUCGGCGGGAAGCGGACCGGCGUCCGGGGCCGGCGGAUGGUGGGCCGGCGGACAGCGACGGGCGGCGGGGUGCGGCGACGGGUCGGUGACGGGAGGAGCGGACAGACGUGA
Messenger RNA from Setaria italica (foxtail millet), 750 nucleotides. RefSeq names its product glycine-rich cell wall structural protein 1.0-like. The record is from RefSeq and is a predicted model, not a curated record. NCBI's taxonomy places the organism in Eukaryota, Viridiplantae, Streptophyta, Magnoliopsida, Poales, Poaceae. The coding region runs from base 1 to 750 and encodes 249 amino acids. The transcript has a single exon.